UCAAUCUUUUACGUCAUCACUUGAACUUGAACUCGCACUUGGGCAUUUCUGCGAGACGCGCCGGCUCUUAGAAUAACUGGUUAGCAAGUUCUUUCAAAGUGUAUUCGUAGUGAGGGUGGCGCAAAUGGAAUUAGCUGCAGCAAGAAGGGUUGUCAUGAUGGACCUCGGAGUUUGGGCUGACCGCACCCCCAUGCACGAGGCUGCGUGUUUUGGGCGAGUGUUGGCGCUGAAAGAACUGAUUGACAACGGGAACCCGGUCAACAUCGUAACAGUGGACAACACCACGCCGCUCCACGACGCAUGCAUACACGGGAACGCACACUGCGUGCGCCUGUUGCUGCAGGCAGGUGCGCAGAUUGAAGUGAGGAACAUCCAUGGUAGCACGGCCCUGUGUCAUGCCUGUGCAGUAGGGAGUGUGGCUUGUGUCAGACUGCUACUGGAAUACGGAGCCAGGAUCAACCCCACCCUCACCGCACUCACUGCCACUCCACUACACGAGGCCUGCAACAGAGGAAACUCUGAGUGUGUGCGGCUGUUGAUCUCCAAAGGAGCAGAGCUAGAAUCCUACGAUGUCCACACGGGCACCCCACUACACACUGCCUGUGCCAAGGGGAACACACACUGCGCAUUUGAGCUACUCAACGCAGGAGCUAAUGUGGAGGCCUCCAACUUCCAUACCACUGCCCUGCACCACGCUGCACGGUCCGGGUCAGCUGACCUCAUCGAGCUACUGGUUCAGUUCGGGGGUGACGUGUACACCAGCGACAACCUGAACAUGAGACCCCUGGACUACACUGACCCCGACUCCCCAGCACGACUCGCUCUGAUCCAUUACCUCAGCGUCCCUCUGUCUUUGCAACAGCUAUGCAGGAUCCGAGUGAGGAGACGUUUGGGUACCAGAGCUCUGGAAGUCUUACCCCAACUUGGCUUGUGUCAGCCCAUUUUGGACUACCUCUGUUAUAAAUAAUGCACGCGCACACACACACACACACACACACACACACACACACACACACACACACACACACACACACACACACACACACACACACACACACACACACACACACACACACAAACACUGCUCACACGCUACUGAUCUUCGUUUCCUAGUGAAAUGUGCCUAAAGUGUAUAGGCUAUGUAAAUAAUAAAUAUUUUGCUGUGCUGUGGAUGUUUCUAUGUGAAUUGUGGUGACUUUGAAUACUGUUUAAUAAAGCUGAAAAGUAAAUUUUA
Messenger RNA from Engraulis encrasicolus (European anchovy), 1234 nucleotides. RefSeq names its product ankyrin repeat and SOCS box containing 13a, tandem duplicate 1 (gene asb13a.1). The transcript is spliced from 6 exons. Lineage: Eukaryota; Metazoa; Chordata; Actinopteri; Clupeiformes; Engraulidae. The record is from RefSeq and is a predicted model, not a curated record. The coding region runs from base 125 to 967 and encodes 280 amino acids. Gene Ontology annotation, biological process: protein ubiquitination; positive regulation of protein catabolic process. Gene Ontology annotation, molecular function: protein binding.